ACAGCGCUUGCUUAACGGCCGUAAACCCCCCGUAACAUGUCGUAAACCCGAUUUGUAUCUGUUGUUGUUAAAGAAGUAAACGGUUUUUGCCAUUGAUAUCCAAACUGCGGUGUAUCUCGAGUUUUGAACUAUGAUAAUAGUUGCGCUGGCAGCGCCUCCACUCGAGCCGGUACAUUUAAACAAUAUGGUGGACGGCGUGUAGGCUUUGAGGAGCCAGAAGAUGAGUUGAUCCCCAUCUAAACAAGCUCGAAAAAAUGGCAACAUACAACGCCGACGGACAUUCUGUUGUGGUGGAAUUGAGUCCAGACAUCCAUAUAUGUGGCUUCUGCAAGCAGCAGUAUAAUAAUUUUGAGGUCUUUCUCGCCCAUAAGCAAAAUGGAUGCUCCCUACCAACCUCUGACACACCAGCUACCACUGCAACCACCACUCUCACAGAUUCCAGCACCGAGUUUGUUUUCGAGGAAACCUACCAGACGUGUGUUAUGAGAGGUGUUAAAAAGAUCCUGACCAAAGCACAGAAAACACCUUCCAAAAAAUUAAAACCUUCCCUGACUUCAAAGAGACACAGCUGCUGCUUCUCAGGUUGCACUUUCAAGACGCAGUAUGGCCAAAAAGACAUGGAGAGGCAUCUCAAAACCCACACCGGUGAGAAGCCAUUUGAAUGUGAGCUGUGCCACAAACGCUUCAGCCGGCGGGACAAGCUCAACAUGCACAGCCGCUCACACACGGGCGAGAAGCCGCACAAGUGUAAGCACUGUCCCUACGCAGCAGCAGACAGCAGCAGUUUGAAGAAGCACCUGCGAAUCCACUAUGAUGAGCGGCCGUUUAAGUGCCAGAUCUGUCCUUACGCCAGCCGCAACUCCAGCCAACUCACUGUCCACCUGCGCUCGCACACUGGGGAUGCACCUUUCCAGUGCCAACAGUGUGAUGCAAAGUUCAAAAUUAACUCGGACCUGAAGAGGCACGUCCGGAUUCACUCCGGGGAAAAACCAUACGAGUGUAACUUUUGUGAGUACCGCUGCGCCAUGAAAGGCAACCUGAAAUCUCACGUUCAGCUCAAGCAUGGCACCGAGAACUCCUUCCACUGUGAGCACUGUGACUUCCAGUGUGCCAGCAAGGCUGCCCUGCGAGAGCACACGCGAGAACACCAACCCAUUCAGCCCAUCCAGUGUUCCGAGUGCACUUACUCCUGCGCCAGCAAGGGGGCGCUCAAAGUCCACGAGAGGGUCCACUCAGAGGAUCGCCCCUUUAAAUGUGACUUCUGCAACUUUGCCUCCAAGCAGCGCAGCAACCUCGUCAUCCACAAAAGGAAGUGCCACUCGGAUAAGCCUGAAAAGGGCGGAGGUGGCAGGGGGGGAGGGAAAAGUGGAGGAGGGGACUCUCCAAAGCCGGUGGGCUCCAGGUACCGGGCCAAACUAGAAGCGGCUCGAGCGUUCUGCUGUGACUCGUGCAACGCUUCCUUUGUGAGAGAAGACUCCCUGCGGAGCCACAAGAGGCAGCAUCGAGACUCACAGAAUGUGUAUCAGCUCCAGCUCUCCGCCCCAGCGGAUGUCCACUUGGUUCCUGUGACAACGGCGCAGAGCAACACCCAGCUUGAGGUUCCUAUCCCGUCUGACUCAAUGGCUCCUUACAGCAGUGCGCAGCUCAAAAUCCUUGUAUCUCAACCUCUGGGCCAGGAGAACCCCUUACUUUCAGGUGGUGUGGAUGGUUCGCAUAAGACCAGCAUGGUCCUGCUCAGCCCAGAAAGCCAGGACAUGGUCGUCCACUCCAUGAUCCAGCAGGUGAACUUGCUCGCACCAAUGCAACCCCUCGGGUCGUGCCAGACUGCAGAGGCCGCCCUAGAAACUCAGACGGUGCUGUUGACGCAGCUCGGCCCCGGUGACACCAACAACCCGCUCCACCAGGCCCUGCUGCAGACCGCCAUCACCGCUCAGGACGCCAGCAGCGGCACGCAGACUUUCAUCACCACCUGCUCAGAGCUGGAGGGCCUCAACGCCUUGAUCCAGGAAGGUGGCACGGAGGUGACAGUGGUGACAGAAGGGAACGCCGCCAUGGCGGCGACAGCAACUCCAGCCAACGUGAUGUGUGGUCCAUCGGAGGACAUGUCGAAGCCAGCAGGGGCAGUUGCGGUCGGGGGGAGUGCCUUACCCUGUGAGGAAAGUGUGUUGCUGGUGCCAAACAUCAGCCUUUGCAGCCAGAACGUGGUCAUCCACGGUGUUCCACUCAUCGUGUCCACUCGGCCGCAGCAGACGAUAGAGCAGCUCUCUCCUCACGCACUGUACUCCGAUACACACACACUGGAAGACAUCCCACAGUGAGUGGGGGGGCUUGGUGUGUUUUCCUGAAAAUUGAAAGACUGUAAACGGCAUCAUAAGCUAUUUCUUUGCCAGUAUGAACUCUUCGGCCUAAAGGUUACAUGUGUGCAGGCUGUUACCAAUAACUGCUUUUUUUUUGUUUCUAGCCAUUUAAACAAGUCAUUUUCAAUUUCAAUUCAAUUCAGUUUAUUUUGUAUAGCCCAAAAUCACAAAUUACAAAUAUGCCAUCAGGAAAAACUGAAGAAAAAAUAAUGGUAAAAAAAAUAAAUAAAGUAAUGGUUUUUUCGUUUGAGCACAAUAGUACAGAGAAACCGUUGCAUACUCUAUAUGCAAGGGUUAUUUUUAGAGGCAUCACAAUUUGGAAAUGUGAAUAAUAAAAAAAGACUUUAAAUGUAAUUAAUUAUUCAUUUAAAAGGGAGGUUUAUUUUUAGCAUCUUCAGGAAGAAAAAAAAGGAAUGAAGAAGAAGCCUGGACAUGAAAUUGAACAUUGUUUGUGCCACAGACUUCUCCAAAUUGUCCAGUAGGUGGCAGCAGAGUGAUACGAGUGGCGGGGAAGCUCACUCUGAAAUUGUGGCGUGUUGCAGUAUUAAUAAUGCAUAUUCUGUAUGUGUAGCUUUUUUUUUCUUUUAGAAAUGAAGCAUUUUCAAGUCCUCAUUUUGAAUCCAUAAUGUGGCUGUUUUUUGGGAGAAAACAUUAGAUUGCAUAUGAAGGUCAUAGUUUUGAAAAGCCAAGUUACUCACCCAAUAGAUUUUUCAAUAAAGUGCCUGUCCUGCU
This is a messenger RNA of Cyclopterus lumpus (lumpfish), 3089 nucleotides long. It is a transcript of the gene zfp64, whose product is annotated as zinc finger protein 64 homolog (mouse). Bases 255 to 2318 code for a protein of 687 amino acids. Lineage: Eukaryota; Metazoa; Chordata; Actinopteri; Perciformes; Cyclopteridae. Gene Ontology annotation, molecular function: DNA-binding transcription factor activity; RNA polymerase II cis-regulatory region sequence-specific DNA binding. Gene Ontology annotation, biological process: regulation of transcription by RNA polymerase II. The record is from RefSeq and is a predicted model, not a curated record. The transcript is spliced from 6 exons. Gene Ontology annotation, cellular component: nucleus.